AUGCGAUUCUUUGUAGUCAAGCUUUUCCUGAAUAGCGUUCAUUUGUUAGGGAGACGCCAUUUCAAACAUUGUCUCUUUUUCUUCUUCUUCUUCUUCUUCUUCUUUUCCAGUUUCUUUUUUCCUCUCCGGAGUUUUUGUUCGUUUUGUGUUGUUUCUUUUCUUUUCUUUCUUUCUUUCUUUUCUUUCUUUUCUUUCUUUCUACCUUCAUCUUUAAAAAGCCUCAUCUUUUAUCUUUUCUUUUUUUUCUUUCUUUCUUUUUUUUCUUUCUUUCUUUCUUUCUUUCUUUCUUUUCUUCUUUUUUUCUUUUCUUUCUUUCUUUCUUUCUUUUUAAAAGCCUCAUCUUUAUAUCUUUUUUUUUUUCUUUCUUUCUUUCUUUUUCUUCAUCUUUUUCUUUCUUUCUUCAUCUUUUUCAUCUUUUUCUUUUUCUUUCUUUCUUUCUUUCUUUCUUUUUCUUUCAUCUUUAUUUCUUUCUUUCAACCAUCAUCUUUUAAAAACCUCAUCUUUAUAUCUUUUCUUUUUUCUUUCUUUCUUUCUUUCUUUUUCUUUCUUUUCUUUCUUUUUCUUUUUCUUUCUUUCUUCAUCUUUUCUUUCUUUCAUCUUUAUAUCUUUUCUUUCUUUUAUCUUUCUUUCUUUCUUUCUUUCUUUCUUUCUUUCUUUCUUUCUUUCAUUUUUUUUUUUCUUUUUUUUCUUUCUUUCUUUCUUCUUCUUUUAAAACCCUCAUCUUUUAAAAACCUAUCUUUUUUUUUUUCUUUCUUUCUUUCUUACUCUUUUUUCUUUCUUUCUUUCUUACUCUUUUUUCUUUCUUUCUUUUCAACCAUCAUCUUUUAA
Molecule: messenger RNA, 828 nt
Organism: Acanthosepion pharaonis
Lineage: Eukaryota; Metazoa; Mollusca; Cephalopoda; Sepiida; Sepiidae
Source: the annotation of a GenBank genome assembly